AUGCCGGUCGCCCGGAGCUGGGUUUGCCGCAAAACCUAUGUCACCCCACGGCGUCCCUUCGAGAAAUCCCGCUUGGAUCAGGAGCUGAAGUUGAUCGGUGAAUAUGGGCUCCGGAACAAGCGGGAGGUCUGGCGUGUGAAGUUCACCCUGGCCAAGAUCCGCAAGGCGGCGCGGGAGCUGCUCACGCUGGACGAGAAGGAUCCGCGGCGCCUCUUCGAGGGGAACGCGCUGCUGCGGCGCCUGGUGCGCAUCGGGGUGUUGGACGAGGGGAAGAUGAAGCUCGAUUACAUCCUGGGGCUGAAGAUCGAGGAUUUCCUCGAGCGGCGCCUUCAAACCCAGGUCUUCAAACUGGGUUUGGCCAAAUCCAUCCACCACGCUCGCGUCCUCAUCCGGCAGCGCCACAUCCGGGUGCGGAAGCAGGUGGUGAACAUCCCGUCGUUCAUCGUACGCCUCGACUCGCAGAAGCACAUCGAUUUCUCGCUUCGUUCGCCCUACGGCGGCGGCCGCCCCGGACGCGUCAAGCGCAAGAACGCCAAGAAGGGACAGGGGGGCGCCGGGGGGGGCGAGGACGAGGAGGAGGACUGAGCUCCCCCAGAUUUGGGGGGGG
Messenger RNA from Cuculus canorus (common cuckoo), 607 nucleotides. RefSeq names its product ribosomal protein S9 (gene RPS9). Gene Ontology annotation, cellular component: cytosolic small ribosomal subunit. Lineage: Eukaryota; Metazoa; Chordata; Aves; Cuculiformes; Cuculidae. Gene Ontology annotation, biological process: translation; positive regulation of translational fidelity. The record is from RefSeq and is a predicted model, not a curated record. Gene Ontology annotation, molecular function: structural constituent of ribosome; rRNA binding.